This is a messenger RNA of Hydractinia symbiolongicarpus, 1913 nucleotides long. RefSeq names its product receptor expression-enhancing protein 1-like. Gene Ontology annotation, biological process: endoplasmic reticulum tubular network organization. The transcript has 10 exons. The record is from RefSeq and is a predicted model, not a curated record. The coding region runs from base 126 to 1067 and encodes 313 amino acids. Gene Ontology annotation, molecular function: microtubule binding. Gene Ontology annotation, cellular component: endoplasmic reticulum membrane; cytoplasmic microtubule; endoplasmic reticulum tubular network. Lineage: Eukaryota; Metazoa; Cnidaria; Hydrozoa; Anthoathecata; Hydractiniidae.
AGACCCCUAAGUAUGUAAAGUGAAAGCAUCACGGUUGAAGCGGAGCUGAUUUAUAAGAAUCCAACACAUCGGAAAUUAGCUUAAAUUUUUCACCCUGUUUGUUUUUGGUUUUGAUCACUGUCAAUAUGGUGUCUGCAUUAAUAUCAAGAGUUAUUAUGUUAGUGUUUGGAACCUUAUAUCCAGCAUAUAGAUCAUAUAAAGCUAUAAAAAAUAAAGAUGUGAAAGAAUAUGUAAAGUGGAUGAUGUACUGGAUAAUAUUUGCAUUAUUUAUUACAUGCGAAACAUUUGCAGACAUCUUUAUUUCAUGGCUCCCACUGUAUUAUGAAAUAAAAAUAGUUUUCAUUAUUUGGUUGCUAUCUCCUGCAACAAAGGGUUCAAGUAUUCUUUAUAGAAAGUUUGUCCAUCCACGCUUAUUAAAGCAUGAACGGGCCAUUGAUAAGUAUAUAUCAAAAGCUCAAAAAAACAGUUAUGCAACAUUGAUGGACGUUGGACGAAAAGGUCUAAACGUUGCGACAGAUACAUUAGUCAAAACAGCCGUGACGGGUCAAUAUCAGUUUAUUCAAACAAUGAAAAAAUACAACAGUAUGCAAGAACUACGCACUACUGGUGAUGACGUUGAUGCUGGCCAAUCAAAGCGUUCGACAUGGUAUGGUGACAAGAAUAGAGCUAGUGAUCGUAAUUACAAUCCAGAAAAUGAUGUUGAGGUUCUACAAAGACAAUACAGACCUCAAUCGAGAGAAGGUUUUAUUCGAGAAGAGGACAUCUUUGAACGAAAUGAAAUACAGCGUAGUCAAUCAGAUCUGAAUUUGUCACACGAUGCUUUCAGUAGCGACCGACCAAAAAGUGAUCCCAUCAUCAGUGACAGAGUAAAUGACGUAGAUAUUAGCGACGACGUAAAUAUUAGAGACACUAGGCCAGCUUCUUCUGAACCUGUUGAUUACAACUACACAUAUGCUGCCAGUACUUUACCGAGAUCGAGAAAACAAAAGAAACCGAUAUAUGAGACAAUGCCAGCAAACAGAACAUCUAGGCCUCGUCGUACUAACGCUGACAAAAAGACAUACUGACUUCACACCUAACUGACUUUGGGAUAUGAUUACGAUUCGGCAGAUGGCGGUUUAUAUUUGGGUGGUAGAAGUGCGCUAACGGAAAAUUACAGAAGAAGAUACGGUUUACGAUCAUCCACAAGUAAAACCUACUAAUCAGUCAUGUUGAGCAGUGUAGAUAAUUAUAAUCACAACAACACGAGUACCAAGACGCUGGCUACUUCGUGUUGUCGUGAGCACCAAGAGUUAAACUCUUCUAAGCAAGUUAGUUUUAGUUUUUUGUUUAUUUUGAAAAAAAGAUAACGCACCUAGAUAGUUUUUUUAUUAUUAUCACAAUGGGUGUGGUUUUGUAUAACCAUGGGUUUUUUUUAACUUGUUUCAACGUUAAAUUUAUUCAAGAUUUGUAAGCCUAUUGAUAUAUGGUAAGGGAAAUAUUUGCUUUGUUUGUUUGUUGUAAUUAUCACAUGCACCUUUUUUAAUUUAUUUUUAUUAAAUAAAUGAGUAAACGCCGGUACUACGUUGAAUUUAUAUGUGCAAUAGCCGACAAUUCGUAGUAUAACCACCUUUUUUUGUCAAGCGCGUAGUUGAGUAUUAUUUGUCGCUUAAAUUUCAAAUAUGAUGAUAUAUUCCUCAUUGCCAUUUAUAUGACUCUCAAUUUCAGUUACUGUCCUAUUUCGCUUCGGUAUGCUAUUAACAUGACUCUGCUUCUACUACGUUAACAUUUUAGUCUACGUUAACAUUUUAGUCUACGUUAACAUUUUAGUCUACGUUAACAUUUUAGUCUUUUAAAUAACACAGUCUACCUCCUAGUUCAUAUUUAUACAAGUGAAAAGAAACUGGGACCUAGAUUACUUUUCUUUUAAUAAC